This is a messenger RNA of Lathyrus oleraceus (garden pea), 2853 nucleotides long. RefSeq lists its product as uncharacterized. The record is from RefSeq and is a predicted model, not a curated record. Gene Ontology annotation, biological process: DNA integration; proteolysis. The transcript is spliced from 9 exons. NCBI's taxonomy places the organism in Eukaryota, Viridiplantae, Streptophyta, Magnoliopsida, Fabales, Fabaceae. The annotation marks the transcript as partial. Gene Ontology annotation, molecular function: nucleic acid binding; aspartic-type endopeptidase activity.
AUGCAAGGGUUCGCCUUGGGGCAAAAAGCACUCGUUGAGAAGGUGGAGAAGCUUGAGCUGGCUUCGGUGGCCAAUAAUGGCAAUAGUCAAGAGGGUAAAUCCAACAAUGGUCCUGGUGGUUCUAGGGGUGGUGGCGAUCCUAGAAAGAAGGCAACUAAUGGUGGUGUAGUCAUCAACGGUGGUGGUGGUCUUGGUUUUGCUGCGGGCAGUGGCCUAGGUCAUGGUGGCAACAUUCUGAAGGAAACUCAGUUUGCUCCUUUCUUUGGGGCUGUGGAGGAUAAAGAGGAGGAUCAGUUCUCUCUGCUGAAUGAGCAGUUUGGUCAGUAUGGUGUUCAACCGCCGAACAAAGAGAUUCAGGGGACUUUUGCUGAGAGGAUGGUGGGAUGUCUAGUUACUGGUUUUGCAGAUAUAGUAGUGGCCGGUGAAAGGAUUGAAAGCUGGUUGAAAAUGGGAAAAAUACAAGGAAAUGCUCAGUCGUCUGGAGUGAAGAAGCCCUUCGGAAAUGUAUCGGCAGAUGCGGCUCCAAUUACCAUCACGGUGCCUGGACCUAUUCCGUAUGAAAAUGAUGAUGCUGUGCUGUGGGACUAUGGUGGGGAGGUGUAUUGUAAUGGAGAAAAGAGGGAAGAUCAGGCUGCAAGUUAUACCACCGUUUCAAAGGUGGAUAAUGCCGAACUUAGUGGUUUUACUCGCAGCGGGAGGUUGUUUGCGCCUGAUACGUUGAGAGGUGGGGAUGGAGAAAAAGAACAGAGAGAUAAGGCCGAGGCUUUAGCCAGGGAAAAAGGUAAACAGGUGGUGAAUGAGGGUACUCCUAGAGCGGCACCGACGCCUGUUGGACCGGAGAAUGAGCUUGAUGCUGAAGCCGAUGAGUUUUUAAGGAUUAUCAAGAAGUCUGAGCGUAAUCACAAUAAGGCAUUACACAUUUCGAUGGAGUGUAAAGGAGAAAUUCUUUCACAUGUUCUGGUUGAUACAGGCUCGUCACUCAAUGUGUUGCCUAAGAAGGCCUUGGCUAAAUUGGACUGCGAGGGGUUGAUUUUGAGGCCUACUGAUCUGGUGGUUAGAGCGUUUGAUGGAUCUAAGAGGUGUGAUUUUCCUGAUGUGUUUCCGGAAGAAGUGAAAGAAUUGCCACCAGAACGUGAAGUUGAGUUCUCGAUUGAUUUGGUACCUGUGACGAUCAAGAAUCGGUAUCCUUUACCGAGGAUUGAUGAUUUGAUGGAUCAGUUGGUUGGUGCAAGUGUGUUCAGCAAGAUAGACUUGAGAUAUGGGUAUCAUCAGAUACGUGUGAAAACUGAAGAUAUUCAGAAGACUGCUUUCAGAACAAGGUAUGGACAUUAUGAGUAUUUUGUAAUGCCUUUUGGUGUGACUAAUGCGCCUGGAGUAUUUAUGGAGUACAUGAAUAGAAUUUUCCAUCCGUAUCUAGAUCAGUUUGUGGUAGUAUUUAUUGAUGACAUUUUGGGAUUUUCCAAGUUGGCGUUACCGUUGACAAUGUUGACUAGAAAGGGGCAAGCGUUUGUUUGGGAUUCAAAAUGUGAAGAAGGUUUCCAAGAGUUAAAGAGAAGGUUAACUACUGCUCCUAUCCUGAUAUUACCGAGUUCGUCGGAACUAUUCGAGGUUUAUUGUGAUGCUUCAUUGUUGGGUUUAGGUGGUGUGUUGAUGCAGAAUAAGCAGGUUAUAGCUUAUGCUUCGAGACAGCUAAGGGUUCAUGAGAGGAACUAUCCGACGCACGAUUUAGAGUUGGCAGCUAGUUUAAAGUAUUUGUUUGAUCAGAAAGAGCUGAAUAUGAGACAGAGGAGAUGGUUAGAGUUUCUGAAGGAUUAUGACUUUGGUUUGAAUUACCAUCCGGGUAAAGCAAAUGUAGUAGCUGAUGCAUUGAGUCGGAAAGAGUGGAAGUGGGAUAGUAUCAGUAUGGAUUUUGUUUCUGGUUUGCCGAGGACAAGUAAGAAUUUCGAGGCUAUUUGGGUGAUUGUUGAUAGAUUGACGAAGUCGGCUCAUUUCAUUCCGAUCAGAAUGGAUUAUCCGUUAGAGAGACUAGCUGAGUUGUAUAUUGAGAAGAUUGUAAGUUUGCAUGGUAUUCCGUCUAGUAUUGUUUCGGACAGAGAUCCUAGAUUUACAUCGAAGUUCUGGGAAGGUUUGCAGAGAGCUUUGGGAACUAAGCUGAGAUUGAGCUCUGCAUAUCAUCCGCAGACUGAUGGUCAGACUGAGAGGACGAUUCAGUCACUGGAGGAUCUUUUGAGGGCUUGUGUUUUGGAAAAGGGAGGUGCUUGGGACUGUUAUUUGCCUUUGAUUGAGUUCACCUACAACAAUAGUUUUCAUUCGAGCAUCGGUAUGGCACCGUUUGAAGCUUUGUAUGGUAGGAGAUGUCGGACACCUUUAUGUUGGUAUGAGUCCGGUGAGGGUGCUGUGGUUGGACCGGAAAUUGUUCAACAAACUACGGAAAAGAUUAAGAUGAUUCAGGAGAAGAUGAGAAUUGCUCAGAGUCGUCAGAAGAGUUAUCAUGAUAAGAGGAGGAAGUCACUUGAGUUCCAAGAGGGAGAUCAUGUGUUUCUUCGUGUUACUCCGAUAACUGGUGUUGGUCGAGCUUUGAAGUCAAAGAAGUUGACUCCUCGAUUUAUUGGUCCUUAUCAGAUUUUGGAGAGGAUAGGAGAGGUAGCCUAUCGUAUCGCUUUGCCGCCGUCGCUUGCGAAUUUGCAUGAUGUUUUUCAUGUGUCUCAGUUGAGGAGGUACAUUCAUGAUCCGUCGCAUGUUGUCCAAGUAGAUGAUGUACAGGUGAGAGAUAACCUGACUGUUGAAACAUCACCUAUGAGGAUCGAGGAUCGAGAGUUGAAGCAGUUGCGGGGUAAAGAGAUCGCCUUGGUG